This is a messenger RNA of Melanotaenia boesemani (Boeseman's rainbowfish), 3333 nucleotides long. RefSeq lists its product as uncharacterized. The record is from RefSeq and is a predicted model, not a curated record. NCBI's taxonomy places the organism in Eukaryota, Metazoa, Chordata, Actinopteri, Atheriniformes, Melanotaeniidae. The transcript is spliced from 7 exons. Bases 1 to 2772 code for a protein of 923 amino acids.
AUGGCACCCAAAAGACAUUACAAAGAAUAUCUGCUGAAUGAGUCGAGCCAACCUUCAAAGGCAACCAAAUACAGACGGCUAGCAAAGGAGAACGAGAAUACUUUAAACUGCAGAGGAAAUUACAAGAAAUACCUCAGUGCAUCCUGUACAACUAACAAUAGAGGAGUCUUGAAAGAGAUUCCACUUUCAAAUAACGGUGAACGAACAUAUUCUCUGGAGGAAUAUCCAGGAGACAAUCCCACAACUAACAAACAGAAUGUUCCCGAUGAGGGCCUUGUUGCAGAAGGACCAAGCGGUCAGUCAUCUUUAGAAUGUUUGAGAGGAAAGCAUCUUGUCACUCCAAUAACAGAGCAUCUGCUUCAGGACAGACCAAACAGAGAUUCAUCAGAGCCUGCCGGAGAGGGGGUCUCCAGAAAUACCCACCCAGUGCUAGAAUUGCCACCCUCCACCUACUCACACUGCACUUUUCAAUUUUGUGGGGAUCAACAAGAUAUGCAAAUCGGACCAGAAGCACAGGACAUGUUAGAGAAGCAACCAGGAUGCAAUGUGCCUGCUACUCCAACUGAUCAGCAAGAGACACCAAACCAACAGGCAGAGACAUUUUUGUUGGAUGGAGAUGAUCCAGCGUAUCCUGGAGCUCCACUGACAAAGGGACAAAGUUUAAUCUUACUGAUGUCUUAUGUACUAAGGCACAAUGUGACAGGUGUGGCACUGGAACAUCUACUGAAGAUUGUUAAUGAACAUUUCCCUGGAAUGGUACCAGUAACCACAUACCUUUUUCACAAAGCUUAUGGACAAUAUGGAAAUUAUGUCCCCCAUUUUUACUGUCCAGCAUGUGAAAACUACUUGGGGGUAAAUAAUACCAGUGAACUACAGUGUGGAGCUUGUAAUGCAGUAACUGAUUCAGAGAGCUGUCUCAAAAGUGGGUGUUUCUUUCUAGUGCUUAGUUUGGAUUCACAAAUCAAAACAUUGCUUGAACAAAACCAAAGUUUAAAAAAAGACUGGCAAUGUGCAGAUGUCAUGUCAGAUAUACAGUGUGGAGAAGAGUACCAUAAACUCAAAGAAUCAGGUGAAUUAGGUGAGGAUGACAUAACUUUAAUUUGGAACUGUGAUGGAAUUCCAGUUUUCAGGAGUUCAAAGUAUCAAAUUUGGCCCAUUCAGUGCCAGGUUAUAGAACUUGAACCUAAAGAACGGAAGGCAAAUAUCUGUCUUCCUUGUCUCUGGUUUGGCGAGAAGAAGCCAAACUUCUUAACAUAUUUGAAGCCAUUUGUUGAUGAACUGCAAAUUUUAGAACAAAAUGGUAUUAAAUGGAAGGACUCAGCAAAUGUACAACAUGUCUCCAAAGUGUAUGCUCUGAUAUGCAGUUCAGAUUCAGUUGCUCGCCCACUUCUAAGAAACACCAAACAGUUUAAUGGCUUUUAUGGAUGUGAUUUUUGUUACCAUGUUGGUGGUGGUCCUUACACAAACAAAGGCCCAAAACCACAUCUUAGAACUGAAGCUAAGCAUUUUGAUCACGCAAUGGCUGCAACACCAGACAGUCCAGUAAUGGGAGUAAAAGGACCUUCACCAUUAAUGAAACUCACAAAGUUUCAAAUGAUAAAUGGAUUUGUUCCAGAGUAUCAGCAUUGUGUCUGCCUUGGUGUGACAAGGCAAUUAGCAAAACUGUGGUUUGACUCAAGAAAUCAUGACAAAGAGUGGUACUUAGGAGCAAAAUCAGACCGCAUUGACAAAGAGCUCAUUGCAAUUCAACCCCCUGUUGAGAUAACAAGAGUACCACGAUCUGUUGCAGACAGAAAAUAUUGGAAAGCAUCAGAGUGGAGGUCAUUCCUGUUAUUCUAUUGCCUGCCUUUACUGAAUGGGGUCUUACUAAAGAAGUUCUGGAACCACCUUUUUCUGUUUGUGUUCGCUAUGCACAUUCUUUUGGGAGAAAAGGUGAAACGCUGUGAUAUUGAAGUAGCUGAAAGAGCUCUCAAGAAGUUCUCACUGCAGUUUGAGAAGUUAUAUGGUGCAGCAAAUAUGACAUUUAAUGUCCAUCUUCUGACACACCUUGCAGCAAGUGUUAGGAACUGGGGCCCUUUGUGGGCCACAUCAACCUUUUCCUUUGAAUCAUUUAAUGGCACUUUGUUACAGUACUUCAAUGGGACAACACAUGUUCCAGAGCAAAUAGUUAAAAGGUUUCUUUGCUGGAGGAGUCUAACACAAAAAGCCGAAAAGUACAUGGUAGAUGCUAAUGAAGGGGUGAAAUGCAUUUUUUCACAUCUCCUAAACAGCAAUGUAUCAAGUUCUAAUUCAUCUACCCUGAAUGAAAAUGUCAGGGUUUUUGGUAAUCCCUGUCAUCACAAACUGUCAGCAUUAGAAAAACUUGCUAUCAAAGACUUGCUAAGUGUUACAGUCGAACACUGUGUUUGUUUUCACCGUUUCAUUGUAAAAGGCGUACUGUAUCAUUCCAGCAGUAACAGAAGUCUAAAAAAAAGGAUCAACUCAACAGUGGAGUUACAGGAUGGAAGAUUAUGUAGAAUUCUUUGCAUGUCAGUAUUCAGAGCAGGCGAUUUGUCAUUGCACUGUAUAUUGGUAAAGGAGCUUGUGAAGACUGAGGGACAGCUCUGCAAGGAUAGUCAACUGAACAUUGCUUCCACUUUUAUGUCUGAGGUGUCAGAAUCUAGGAAUGUUUAUGCGGUGCCCACUGACCUGUUCCACAGGAAAUGUGUUUUGAUCCAAUCAAGAGACAAACAAUAUGUUAUUCCUCUACCAAAUAAUGUAGAGAGAGAUUAAAUAGUUACUGGGGAAGUUAGAGAAAAAUUGCUGAAACCACUGCCAAAUUGUAAGAAAUAGGGAUUACAUAUCAGUGUGUAUUCUUGGUGUGCCUUAAAACUAGUGGACAAUGUCCAAAAAUGGCAACUUCAGAGGAUUAAGUCUGUAAAAAUGAUAAGGCAUACAUGGGCAAGCACACAAAGACUGUGCUGUUAAACAGUUAGUAUAACAGUUGUGGUAUAACAAAACACAAACAAAAUUGUAGGGGUGAAUACUUUUGCAAGGCACUGUACCUGGCCUCAAAAUGUUGAACUUUAACAGACUGUUUUCAUGCAAAAUCAAAGACUUUCAAAGGAUUAAUUUUUCUGUCAAGCAGCAAAGCAAAUUUCCUGUUAUCUACACAUCUUAAUAUGUUCAUAAGUGUAAUGUGUUUUCUGAUUGCUGUCAAAUGUAAGUGAAACAAUCCAAGCUUUGGAAUAUGUACUUUCCAUGUGAUGAUAAGAAAUACACAAGGUUGUACUGUUUUCUUAUUAGAAAUACUGGUGACUACUGCAUUAUAUAAAAGCACAUGGUCAAUUGAAA